Messenger RNA from Liolophura sinensis, 952 nucleotides. RefSeq names its product caveolin-3-like. Bases 269 to 748 code for a protein of 159 amino acids. Lineage: Eukaryota; Metazoa; Mollusca; Polyplacophora; Chitonida; Chitonidae. Gene Ontology annotation, cellular component: caveola. The record is from RefSeq and is a predicted model, not a curated record. The transcript is spliced from 3 exons. Gene Ontology annotation, biological process: caveola assembly. Gene Ontology annotation, molecular function: molecular adaptor activity.
UCAGCAGAAGACGCUGCAACUGCUGACCUGCACAAAGCAUCCUUCAGACAUUGUCAGAGGCGCCAGAGAAAAUAUAUGCAUCCUAGCACGCUGAUGGAAAAGGGAUAAAUUUGUUAAGAUUAGAUCGAGGACUGGUUAUAGGGGUCUGUACAACACUCAACAGCUGAUACACCUUUUCAAUUCUCCAUCCGUUCUGCUGCUUUGAGAAAUAUCGGACCAUAUUCUAGGGGAGGAGCAAUUUUUGUUGACAACCAGGAAGUCAUCAAAGAUGUCUGACGCGCACACACCAGAACAGGAGGUGAAACUGACGGUGGACAAUGAUGAAGGUGCGGCUGAAGAGGUGAUGAAGUCACAAGAGAUCACAAUUGGGGACAGAGAUCCGAAUCGCAUGAACGAUCACGUUAAGAUCGCGUUCACGGAUAUUAUUGGCGAGCCCGACCCAGGCGUGCACUCCUUUGACAAGAUCUGGCUUAUCAGUUUCAAGGUGUUUUCCAACACAAAGCUCUGGUGUUACCGCAUUACCACCCUCAUCCUCGGUUUGCCAUUGUCCGUGAUCUGGGGAGUGUAUUUUGCAUGUCUGGCAUUCUGUAACAUUUGGAUCUGCGAGCCUUGCAUCAAGUCCUUCUUCAUCGAACUGAACUGCUUCCGCCGAAUCUGGGAGAUUAUACUGACAGCCUUCUACCGGCCAUGCUUCGAGGCGAUGGGGCGAUGCUUGUCGUUCAUCAAAAUUGGAAUAACCAAGGACUGAUAAAACAGGCUGUCUUUGGAGUUUGCCCUAAUUAAUGUUGUUUUUAUUGGAACAUUUUAUAGAAGAUAUCCAUCGGGGCCAUUUGACAUUUUACUAUAUUUUCACGGAAGCAACUCAAGGCUUUCUUGUCCUAGACAUAUUAAAUAUACAUAUACAAUUGUAGAGCUCAAUCAGGUAUUUUAAUCUACAUAUAUUCUUUGUUCA